AUGCAUCUUUUGGAUCAAAAAACUCAGAAUGGAAUUAAGGAUGUUCAUUAUUUUAAAACGACAUCUAAUAAGCAAUCUUUCGUUAUUGUUUAUGUCAGUGUUUUUAUUAUGACAUAUUGUAUUUCAUUAGAAUCACAAACAACAUCUAAUUUAAUUGUUCCUGCAACCUCAUAUUUUGGUAAAAACUCGUUAAUUCCUUUAAUUAAUACAAUCAAUGGAGUUUUAUAUGCUGUUGUGAAACAACAAAUGGCAAAAAUGAGUGCUGUGUUUGGGCGAAUAGAAGGUUUUUGUUUUUCUCUUUUGCUAUAUGAUAUAGGAUGUAUAAUGUAUAUGAUGAGCACAAAUAUUGUUACAUUCAUUAUAUCAUCUAUACUUCAUACAAUUGGUAGCACUGGUAUUCAGAUUCUUCAACAAAUUAUUAUUGCUGUAGAUAUAUCUAAUUUCUUAAAUCGAGGACUCUUGAAUAGUAUACUUGAUGUUCCUCUUCUUAUUAAUGUUUGGGUGGGUCCGAGUUUGGCACAAAGUAUUUAUUUGCCAGAACCAGCUAGUGAACAAUGGAGAUUGGGCUACGGUAUAUGGGCAGUAGUUCUUUCUCUAGGUUCCCUUCCAAUAAUUAUAGUAUUGUAUUUAGGUCAAUUCAAACCCAAGGGAAUACACAUGUUGUCUUUAGAGAAUAACGAUGGAUCAAUAACUCUUUCUAUAAAAAAAAUUUUUAUUGAACUUGAUCUUAUUGGAAUUAUAAUACUAUCUUUUGGACUUAUCAUGCUUUUGUUUCAGCUAAUUCACGAAUUUCCUAUUUUUUAUGAUAUUAAAUCAUUAUAUAUUGCUACAAUAUUUGUUAUAGUAACUAUUCUAUGUGUAAUAUUUCCUUUAUGGGAGUUUUUUUUUGCAAAGUAUCCAAUUUUCGAUAUCAAUUCGUUUAAGUUGGGAAUGAUAGGGUCUGGCUAUUUUUCAUCCUUCUUUUAUUUUAUGGGGUUUUAUCUUUACAAUAAUUACUUCAGCACUUAUUUAUAUGUUACUAAAUCUAAUUCUAUUAAAAGAGUUGGGUAUCUAAAUAAUGUGUUUUCAUUUACUUCAACUAUUGUUGCUAUAUUUGUUGGUAUACUUGUUAAAUAUAAUAAAAGAUACAAUUUUUUUAUCUAUAUUGGAUCUCCGAUUUAUAUGAUUGGGAUAAUAUAUAUGAUAUAUAAUCUCAGAAUUGAUGAAUCUGUAGUAGAAAUGACUAUUUCUCAGGCUAUAAUUGGUAUUAGUGGAGGAAUUUAUAAUAUGUCUGCUUUAAUUGGAAUUCAAGCACUAUCAUGUCGUCAACAAGUUGUUGUUAAUACUGCAUUGUUUCUAACGUUAGCAUCACUAGGUGGUGCAAUCGGGUCUGCAAUUUCAGGUAUUAUGUGGUCUAGUCUUCUCCCAAAGAUGUUAAAGUUUCAUUCUAAACGCUUAAAUAUAUUUUUGACUUCUAGUGAUUAUUCGUUAAUUAUUGGAAGUCCUUUUAUUCUUGAUCAAUAUCCUAAAUUUGUUAGAGGUACAUUGGAGAGAAUGACUAUUAUUUUAGCAUACAAUGAUUUAAUGAAAUUUCUUUAUAUUUGUUCUGCUAUGUGUGCUAUUCCAAUGUUGUUUUGUGUAAUGUUUAUGAAAGAUAUUCAUCUUUAUAGAACUAAGCAAAAAAUUUACGAUAAUAAUCUAUACAAGCUUUCGAAUGAGUUGAAGUAA
This is a messenger RNA of Pneumocystis jirovecii RU7, 1707 nucleotides long. RefSeq lists its product as uncharacterized. Gene Ontology annotation, biological process: siderophore transmembrane transport. NCBI's taxonomy places the organism in Eukaryota, Fungi, Ascomycota, Pneumocystomycetes, Pneumocystales, Pneumocystaceae. The transcript has 7 exons. Gene Ontology annotation, molecular function: siderophore-iron transmembrane transporter activity. Bases 1 to 1707 code for a protein of 568 amino acids. The record is from RefSeq and is a predicted model, not a curated record.